AGUAUGUCUCCUGGUGUUCUCGGUACAAUAUGGCGGCGAGCCGUUUGCGUGGCCUCCAAAAGUUGUUAUUUCGACAGCCUUCGUUCUGUUUUUCAUCAUUGAGACCCAUACACACAGGAAGCAUGAAUCUGGGAAAUCUUGAAAAAGAAUUUCAGGCUGCAAGUGAAAGGUCAAAGACCCUCAAGCAGGACCCAGGAAAUGAGCACAAACUAAAGUUGUACGCCUUGUUCAAACAGGGUAGUAUUGGAAAGUGCAAUUCCCCUAAGCCUGGAGCAUUUGACUUUGUUGGAAAAGCGAAGUGGUCAGCUUGGAAUGAUCUAGGUGAUCUUUCAAAGGAUGAUGCACAACAGAAGUACAUAGAUUAUGUCAAAGACCUGGAAGCUGAAUUUGGCAGUACCGAUGAAGCAUCCAAGACUUCAACUUCAGGUGAUAUCCCAGCAACUGAUGCGGGAAGUAAAUACAAGGAACUGGUUGUGACGUUAGAAAAUGGAGUGCAGACAAUACGAAUGAAUAGGCCAACAAAAUAUAAUGCAAUAACCUGGGAGAUGUACCAUGAAUUUAUGACUGCAUUGGAUGAAGCUGGGAAAAAUGAUGCUUGUGUUGUUGCCAUGGUAACUGGAACAGGCGAUUAUUAUUGCAGUGGCAAUGACCUGAGCAACUUUACAAGGAUUCCACCAGAGGGACCACAAAAGAUGGCUAGUGACGCAAGGCAAAUCUUAAAGAAGUUUGUAGCACACUUCAUAGACUUCCCUAAGCCUCUGAUUGCUGCAGUAAAUGGACCUGCAGUGGGAAUAUCAGUAACAAUUAUGUGUCUGUUUGAUAUGGUCUAUGCCUCAGACAAAGCUACAUUUCACACCCCGUUUAUGGAGCUGGGACAGAGCCCUGAAGGAUGUUCCUCAUUUAUGUUCCCUAGGAUAAUGGGACCUGCUAAGGCCAGUGAGAUGCUUUUUGCAGGACGCAAACUAACAGCAGUUGAAGCACAUGACUGUGGUCUAGUUACCGCUGUUUUCCCUCACAACAAGCUCAUGGAGGAAGUUCAAAACAGAGUACAGGCAAUGGCUAAGCUUCCACCCAAGUCUUUGCGAUUGUCCAAGCAGUUAGUACGUGACACAUUCCGUGAUAUGCUACAUGACGCCAACGAAAAGGAGGCUGCUUUGCUGGAAGAACGCUGGUUAUCGGAAGAAUGCAUGCAGGCUAUUAUGACGUUUAUGCAGAGAAAAUCCAAACUAUGAGUUACGGCUUCUUACUGCAUUUCAACAUUCUUUUUACUUAUAUAGUGCAUAUAAACCUAAUUAAUGAGGAAACAGUUGUGAUGCAGACGAUCUUCAAGUUUUUUACUUGUAUUCCAUCACAACUUUAGAACUCCCAGUCUAAACUUAUACAUACGAUUUGUACUGGUUAUGUUUAUUCCAAAAAAAAAAUUAAAAUGGCCCAUGAAACGUUUCAAAA
Orbicella faveolata is the source of this 1449-nucleotide messenger RNA. Its product is annotated as enoyl-CoA delta isomerase 2-like. The record is from RefSeq and is a predicted model, not a curated record. Gene Ontology annotation, molecular function: fatty-acyl-CoA binding. NCBI's taxonomy places the organism in Eukaryota, Metazoa, Cnidaria, Anthozoa, Scleractinia, Merulinidae.